AUGUUGUCCCCAGGCGUAAAAGAACGCAUCGGCGUUGUGUUCGAGGUAGUAAAGACCUCCUUUCAUUGGGGUUUCAUUCCAACGUUGCUGUAUUUAGGAUUUCGCAAAGGAUCGGAGCCCGGCAUGCCGCCACUAACAAUAGCAAAUUUAUUAUGGUAA
This is a messenger RNA of Anopheles marshallii, 159 nucleotides long. It is a transcript of the gene Tom7, whose product is annotated as mitochondrial import receptor subunit TOM7 homolog. Lineage: Eukaryota; Metazoa; Arthropoda; Insecta; Diptera; Culicidae. The transcript has 2 exons. Gene Ontology annotation, cellular component: mitochondrial outer membrane translocase complex. The record is from RefSeq and is a predicted model, not a curated record. Bases 1 to 159 code for a protein of 52 amino acids. Gene Ontology annotation, biological process: protein import into mitochondrial matrix.